Molecule: messenger RNA, 324 nt
Organism: Strongylus vulgaris
Lineage: Eukaryota; Metazoa; Nematoda; Chromadorea; Rhabditida; Strongylidae
Source: the annotation of a GenBank genome assembly
AUGGAGGUUGAUGAUGAGGCACUCAAAACCGCCAAGGAGGAAGAAAAGAAAUCAGUUCCGGAAAACGAAGCACCCACCCAUACCAUUGACAAUCCUGCGAGAGUAGUUCGGCUCCAGCUAAAGACACUUUCUAUGCCAGAAAAUUCAAGGUAUAAACCGGUGAAGUCGAUAAGUUAUGGAGGGAUAAUCAUGCUCUUAGACAGAACACCGGAACUCAAAGCCGAAAUUGUCGCACAGGCGGUUGCUGGUGGCACAACUUUGGAUCCGGCAGCACCGGAGAAGCAGCCGCAUUCGACUUUUGAGAUUGAUCUCAAGGAUUACUGA